Oldenlandia corymbosa var. corymbosa is the source of this 609-nucleotide messenger RNA. Lineage: Eukaryota; Viridiplantae; Streptophyta; Magnoliopsida; Gentianales; Rubiaceae. The record is from the annotation of a GenBank genome assembly.
AUGGAGGAGCAGCAACUAACAUCUGAUCCGAUGGAUUUUGAAUGGAGUUCAGCUACGAAAGCAGGGGCCGAUGAUUAUUCAGACAUAAGGCUUCGGCUACUUACUUUAUCCGAUGCCGGCGAUUGUACGGAAUGGCUUUCCGACGAAAAAGCGGCUAAAUUCUGCUUUUACGAUUGUUUGACAUCCAAAGAGGAUGUGAUGAAUUACGUAGCUAAUGUUCUUAUCCCUCAUCCAUGGCACAGGGCAAUCUGCCUGAAAGAUAAGCCCGUCGGUUCUAUUACCGUGACGCCAUUCGCCGGCGAUCAGUAUCGGUGCCGGGCAGAAAUCGGUUAUGUUCUGGGACCUAAGUAUUGGGGUAAAGGGAUUGCUACAAAGGCAGUAAAAAUGGUGACUUACUCUGUGUUUCGUGAGUGGGCUAAUCUUGACAGGCUGGAAGCAAUUGUGGAUGUGGAGAAUUUUGGGUCACAAAGGGUGUUGGAAAAAGCUGGUUUUUGCAGGGAAGGUGUUCUGAGAAAGUACUGUGUUCUUAAGGGAAGAAUACCAAGAGACAUGGUUAUGUUUAGCAUUCUCUCCACUGAUCCUCAAGUGCAGUAUUUCAUGUUCAAUUGA